This is a messenger RNA of Quercus lobata, 5420 nucleotides long. RefSeq names its product pentatricopeptide repeat-containing protein At1g06710, mitochondrial-like. NCBI's taxonomy places the organism in Eukaryota, Viridiplantae, Streptophyta, Magnoliopsida, Fagales, Fagaceae. The record is from RefSeq and is a predicted model, not a curated record. Gene Ontology annotation, molecular function: protein binding. The coding region runs from base 142 to 3159 and encodes 1005 amino acids. The transcript is spliced from 10 exons.
CAAGUCUCAAUCCCACUUCCACACACACACUCUCUCUCACAGACUCACAGUCCCACCUUAGCUUAAACCCUGGCCUGAACCCAAAACCCCCAUUUCAAAAACAUUCCACCUCUAAUCUAAUCAAUUCUUCAAAGAAAGAAUAUGAGCAAAAGAGUGAUAAAGACUCUUCUCUUUCACUCACUCCCUUCUUUCUCUUCCUCUCUUUCUCUCAACUCCAACCCCAAAUCUUCAUCCAUUAUCUCCCGCCAAAAUCUCCUCUCCGUCAUUUCCAGAUUCGUCUCCACCUAUUCCCCCGACAAUCUCGACGGCCUAAUCGAUCCGGACGACCCCUUUUCGCUUGAUAAUUCGCGGGUCAAACCCGUUUCAGCCGAAGAUUUUGCCUUUCUGCAGGACUCUUCCAUGGAUUCCAAUGCUGUUAGUGGGUCUUCUGGUGGAAAACUCGACUCCGGUAAGUGUUCAAAUGAUGCUGCUUUGAUAGUUAAUGCAAUUCAUAGUAAUGGUGAUGUGUUUGGUGACAAAACCGACAAGUUUCUUAGGCAGUUUAGGGACAGAUUGAAUGAGACUUUAGUGGUUGAGGUGUUGAGUCUUGUGCAAAAUCCUGAAUUGGCUGUCAAGUUUUUCAUUUGGGCGGGGCGGCAAAUUGGGUAUAGUCACACUGGAGUUGUGUAUGAUGCGUUGUUAGAGAGAUUGGGGUGUGAUAGUAAUGAGAGAAUACCGGAACAAUUUUUAGGAGAGAUUAAGGAUGAUGAUAAGGAAGUGCUUGGGAAGUUGCUAAAUUUUUUGAUUCAAAAGUGUUGCCGAAAUGGGUUAUGGAAUUUAGCAUUGGAGGAGCUUGGGAGGCUUAAGGAUUUUGGGUACAAGCCCACGAGAUGGACGUAUAAUGCAUUGGUUCAAGUGUUUCUUAAAGCCGAUCGGUUUGACACAGCUUAUUUGGUUCAUAGGGAGAUGUCGAGUUCAGGGUUUAGUAUGGAUGAGUUUACCUUAGGUUGUUUUGCACAAUCUCUCUGCAAAGCGGGGAGGUGGAGAGAAGCUCUCUCGCUGUUUGAGAAGGAAGAAAUUGUACCCAACACAGUUCUUUAUACAAAGAUGAUAUCUGGGUUGUGUGAAGCUUCUCUUUUUGAGGAAGCUAUGGAUUUCUUGAACAGAAUGCGGACUAGUUCUUGUAUUCCUAAUGUUGUGACAUAUAGGACUUUGCUUUGUGGGUGUUUGAGGAAAAGACAGCUUGGUAGGUGUAAGAGAAUUCUUAGUAUGAUGAUCACAGAAGGUUGUUAUCCUAGUCCUAAGAUUUUUAAUUCUCUUGUUCAUGCCUUUUGCAGAUCAGGAGAUUAUUCUUAUGCCUAUAAGUUGCUUAAGAAAAUGGUCAAAUGCAGUUGCCAGCCAGGUUAUGUGGUUUACAAUAUCUUGAUUGGUAGUAUAUGCGGCAAUGAAGAAUUACCUAGCUCAGAUGUUUUGGAGCUGGCUGAGAAAGCUUAUGGUGAGAUGCUUGAUGCAGGGGUUGUAUUGAAUAAGGUCAAUGUCAGCAAUUUUGCUCGAUGUCUUUGUGGUGCUGGAAAAUUUGAGAGGGCAUAUACUGUUAUUCGUGAAAUGAUGAGUAAGGGAUUCAUACCUGAUAGUAGUACCUAUGCUAAAGUGAUUGGCUUUUUGUGUAAUGCCUCCAAGGUAGAAAAGGCCUUUUUAUUGUUUGAAGAAAUGAAAGGGAAUGGUAUUGUUCCUGAUGUUUAUACAUAUACAAUUUUAAUUGAUAGCUUCUGUAAAUCUGGUCUUAUUAAACAGGCUCGCAACUGGUUUGAUGAAAUGGUAAGGGAUGGUUGUGCCCCUAAUGUGGUGACAUAUACUGCUCUUAUACAUGCCUACCUUAAAGCUAGGAAAAUUUCCAAUGCAAAUGAUCUGUUUGAGAUUAUGUGUUCUGAAGGUUGCAUUCCUAAUGUUAUAACAUAUACGGCUUUGAUUGAUGGCCACUGUAAAGCUGGGGAGAUUGAAAAAGCAUGCCAAAUAUAUGCAAGAAUGAGAGGUAAUGUGGAAAUUUCUGAUGUAGAUAUGUAUUUUAGAAUUGAUGAUGGCAAUUCCGAAGAGCCAAAUGUGUUUACAUAUGGAGCAUUGGUUGAUGGUUUGUGCAAAGCUCACAAGGUCAAAGAGGCCCGUAACUUGUUGGAUGCUAUGUCAGUGGAAGGCUGUGAGCCAAACCAUAUUGUGUAUGAUGCUCUUAUAGAUGGAUUCUGCAAGGCUGGGAAGCUAGAUGAUGCACAAGAGGUGUUUGCUAAGAUGUCAGAGCAUGGAUAUAGUCCUAAUGUCUAUACUUACAGCUCUUUGAUUGACAGGUUGUUUAAGGAUAAAAGACUGGAUCUUGCUUUGAAAGUCUUGUCCAAAAUGCUAGAAAAUUCUUGUGCACCAAAUGUUGUCAUAUACACAGAGAUGAUUGAUGGCCUCUGUAAAGUUGGAAAGACAGAUGAAGCCUAUAAGCUUAUGCUAAUGAUGGAAGAAAAGGGGUGUUAUCCAAAUGUUGUGACUUAUACUGCAAUGAUAGAUGGCUUUGGGAAAGUGGGUAAAGUCAAAAAAUGUCUUGAGCUCUUGAGAGAAAUGGGCUCAAAGGGUUGUGCUCCAAAUUUUGUCACCUACAGGGUUCUUAUAAAUCACUGUUGUGCCACUGGCCUUCUGGAUGAGGCUCAUAAACUCUUGGAUGAAAUGAAACAGACAUAUUGGCCAAGGCAUAUAUCAAGCUACCAUAAGGUCAUUGAAGGUUUCAACCGAGAGUUUAUUAUCUCACUCGGGCUUUUAGAUGAGAUCAGUGAGAAUGAUUCUGUUCCUAUUGUUCCAGUAUACCGAAUACUGUUUGAUAGUUUUAUUAAGGCUGGGAGAUUAGAAUCAGCUCUGGAGCUGCAUGAAGAGAUUCCGUCAUUUUUCCCUUUAAAAGCUGCCAGCAAGAAUAUGUAUACUUCUUUGAUUGAGAGCCUCUCCCGUGCAGGUAAAGUCGUUAAGGCUUUUGAGCUGUACACAGAUAUGGUAAGGAUGGGUGGUGUUGCAGAGCUGAGCACAUUUGUUCACCUUAUUAAAGGGCUCAUCAAUAUUAACAAGUGGGAAGAGGCACUUCAACUGUCAGAUAGCAUAUGUCAGAUGGAUAUCCAUUGGCUUCAACAAGAAGAUACAUCUUCCAGAAAUUAGGCUUUUGAGCAUAUCUAUAUUUUUUUCUCAAGGUUGAUGUGAUAGCAUAAUGGUGUAUGUUAAAGUUUUGGUUCAGAUAAUGACUACAUUGGUGGAAACUCUUGAUGCACACAUGAAAUUCCUAGGAGGUGAUAGCUAUUGCAUAAUUUGCAUCGCAAUGAAAUGAGUAUAAAAAAAAUAUGGACAUCUUCGAUUGACUGUUUGAAGCAACUAGAAGCUGAAAUAAAGCUUGAGGGAAAUAUUUUGCCUUUCAAUUAUUCAUUCUCAUAAAGUUGCUAAUGCGGCCUAUUGGGUAUGAUGCGAGUCAAUGUUGCUAAAACUGAUUUACUUCUUCAGUCUCUUAAAGUUGCUGACGUGGCUUAUUGGGUAUGAUGCGAGUCAGUGUUACUAAAACUGAUUUACUUCUGCAAUACCCUCCAUUGAAUUUGUCAAGAUAGCCUUCGAUUGUGAUAAGGACUUCUGAGAAACUAACAAUUUGCAUGAUGGGUGCUGGAGGUUGGUGUUACUCACUUUUAGUUCGUUUGUGCUGUUUUAUACAAAGGAAAAUCACAUUUUUUCAGAUUACAUCUCCAAAUUGAGGAGGCUGUCUUCCAGCCACCUCUCAUAGACCUUGCACAAGUGGGAGCGAUGUGCCUUGGGCAUUGGAGUGGCAGUAAGAAGCUCAACAAACUUGUUUGCUUCACUUUCGAAUGGGGUACUUUGCCUCAAGUACAAAUUUCCCUUUUUUGUCGCCUUAGGUGUUUAUUUAUAGCUGGGACACUUUGAGCAGGGUAUUGGAUGUGGGACACUAUCAUCUGGUGCUUCUUUUUACAAAAAUCAGAACAUGCGCGCGACAAUCAUAACAAGGAAGUCCCCACCAAGUUGCAAUACCGGUGCCAAGUGGUGCAAGCGAGACCUCACUUCCCAAAAAAAGGGUAAAGUUUUACUAGUAAUUAUCCCCUAUACCAAAUCAAAGAAAAAAAAAGGGUUAUAUCUAGCCGUGGAAUAUUGUUCAUUGUAAACGUUCCCAAGAGGACUUACGCUGUUGAUCGAUUCUUCUUAUGCCCUUACAGUCUUGCACUCAUAUUUACAUAGAAAAAUUGGACACGUUAGUUUGACUGAAAAGUAUCGAGAAACAAAUGGUUGAAUGUUUCAAAAAAACCAUGGACUUCCUUUUGUUCAAAGUCUUUACUUAGCCCACUAGUUCACCCCUCUCUAAAAGUUUAAAUAAUAAGUUUCUUAACCCAAGUCUUGCCUUAAACACAUGGCAAUGGUUUCUUCAAGACUUGUCUUCCUCUUUUCCAUUUGCAUACUGAUUUCUCAAGCCAUUGCUCAGCCAGACUUCCGAUACUCUUACUGCUUAGACAAGGGUAACUACACAAGCAACAGUACCUACAAUACAAACCUCAGUCAAGUCCUCUCCUCCCUCUCCUCCAACACAGAAAUUGACUAUGGGUUCUACAAUUUUUCUUAUGGCAAAAGCCCUGACAAAGUAUAUUCACUUGGACUUCGUAGAGGAGAUGCCAAGCCAGAUAUUUGCCGUAGUUGCCUCAAUAGCGCUACAAAUCUUCUCCCUCUGCUUUGUCCCAAUCAGAAGGAAGCGAUAGGAGGGUAUGACGAGUGCAUGUUACGCUACUCAUUCCGCGACAUAUUUAACAUCAAGGAAACUAGUCCUUCUUUCUAUUUGUGGAACCCAAAUAACGUAUCAGGCAAUUAUGAUCAGUUCAGUCAGGACCUGAUGACCUUGUUGGAUAGCAAAAGAGUUCAAGCUGCUGCAGGUGGUUCUCUUCGUUAGUUUGCGGCGGGAAAUGCAACAGCACCAAACAAUCAAACACUAUAUUCAGUUGUGCAGUGCACACCUGAUUUGUCCGAUCGAGAUUGCAGUGAUUGCUUGGCUGGGGCUAUGGGAGAAAUACCAAAUUGUUGUGAUGGGAAGCAAGGUGGGAGAGUUAUCAGACCCAUCUGUAAUUUAAGGUUUAAGGUCGGUCUCUUCUAUGACACCACAGCUGAUAAUGCAUCAUCACCAUCACUGUCUCCACCACCGCCUCCAGUACCAUCAGUAUCUCCUCCAGCAUCAAACAACACCCCUGCUGCAAAAGGAAAGGAGAGUAACAAAUCUCAAACAGUCAUCAUAGUUGUACCCAUUAUUUCUUUUGUGGUACUAAUUAUAAUCUCCUCCUGCAUCUAAUUAAGAGUCAGGAAACCAAGGGAGAAACCACAAAGCUUUCAAAAAAUUCUGGUCAAGGAGAUCUUGAAUUUAAGAAUGAAGUUUCGUUAGUGGC